Entrophospora sp. SA101 is the source of this 1395-nucleotide messenger RNA. The record is from the annotation of a GenBank genome assembly. Lineage: Eukaryota; Fungi; Glomeromycota; Glomeromycetes; Entrophosporales; Entrophosporaceae.
AUGCGCAAGGAAUUGUUUUCAAUGUCCAAUAUGCCAAAAUACACUUUCAUAAGUCCAUCUGCUACACCAGCACUAAUUAGCGGUGCACCAUACUAUCUUUCAUGUGGGGUUUGUCGAUGGGACUCACAAGAAAUUGGAAUGACUUUUGAGAAAGCAACCGGAUUAGCAUUACAACUUCAAAAAACUGAAGACGAGAGACCCGAUGUUAAAGAAUUCGAUCAUCUUAAAGAACAUUUUGAAAAACAUUUACGACACACUACUCCAGCCACAACAUUACCUACUUCAUUAAUGACAAUCACAGGAAUAGGUGGUGGCAGCAGUUUUAGUAGUAGAUAUGGUAGUGGAACUGUUGCUGGUAAUGCCCAACAAAAAUCAGAUGAUCUUCCUUUAUAUGAAGCUGUUGUUAAAGUUGAAAAUGAGAACUCAUUAGUUGAUGAUUUGGUUCAAUUGAAAGAUGUCAAUCAAAUUACAACAUUGAUGCAAAGAAUGAAUCAACUGAGUGAUCAACCGUACAAAGUAGAACGCCUUCAACCACAGCGUAUACAUCUUCGUACAAAACGUAUUAAAAGAUGUAGACAAUGUCGGCAUAUAUUAAUAAAACCUGAACAGAAAGCUCAAGCAACUAGAUUUAAAAUUAAACUUGUUGCAUUAGCUUAUAUUCCAAAAAUCACCAUUAUGAGUCUACCAAAACUCAUACUAAAUCAAACCACUCAGAUUGUUUUAAAAUUUUCAAACCCGUUAUAUGAAGAAAUUAUCUUGGAUCUGAAUGUACAAGAUGUUGAACUUGGAAAAAUUAAAGUUCUUGCGCCACAUUUUAGUAUUGCACCAUAUAAUGAAGUAUGGGAAUACGAUGAACAUGAUUUGAUCUCUUCAAAACCUCGUUCUCACACAUCUCCUAAAUCUGACAUUGGUAUUUAUGAAAGAAGAAGUAACUCUACAAGUAUCAUUUUGGAAAUCACGCCUGAAGUUGAAGUUGAAGAAUUUAAGUUUGCAUUAUUAGUUACUUAUGCUACCAAGAAUGUUGAUAAUAACAAUGAAUCAACAAUUGCAUCUACUGAUACCAAAUCCGACGACAAAGAUAAUACAACCAAGACAGAUCCUGAAUCAAAUGAAAGCAGUGAUAAAUCUGCAGUUGGAUCUAAAACUAAUGACACUGACACCCAAACCAAAGACAAUUCGACUAAAAGAGCAAAAAAAAUCUCUUUUUCUUCAACAUCACCUAAUAACAACGAUCAAGCUAUGAAAAAUUUGUCGUUUUGGACUGUUAUAGGAUUAGGUUCGGUGGUUAAGACUGGACCUUCAAAUAGGCAUACAAUCAGUAGUCCUGGUGGAACUAGUAAUAUUAGUUUGUCACGUAGUAUAAAUAUGAAAUCACGUCCACAAUCACAAGCAUAA